AUGCGAGUUCCUGAAAAAGGAAAGAUCUACAGUAUCAACGAAGGAUAUGCAAAAUACUGGUCUAAAGGACUUACUGAAUAUAUUCAUACCAGAAAGUUCCCGCCUCCUGGUAAAAAAGCGAUGGUUCAACGCUAUGUCGGGUCAAUGGUGGCUGAUGUCCACCGUACAAUUCUGAAUGGAGGGAUUUUCCUCUACCCUCCCACCAAGGAUGCUCCAAACGGGAAGCUUCGCCUCCUCUACGAAUGUGCUCCAAUAAGCUUUAUCAUCGAGCAGGCUGGAGGCCUCGCAACUACAGGAAAGGGUCCAGUUCUCGACGUCGUUCCCGAGGAAAUACAUCAGCGAACUCCCUUGUACAUGGGAAGCAAAAAAGACAUCGAGGAGCUACUGCAAUACCUAGACAAGGAUUAG
Messenger RNA from Ostertagia ostertagi, 408 nucleotides. The record is from the annotation of a GenBank genome assembly. NCBI's taxonomy places the organism in Eukaryota, Metazoa, Nematoda, Chromadorea, Rhabditida, Trichostrongylidae.